UAUCAGUUAGAGGGAGGGUCGGAGAUCGGUAUACCCCGCUCAAUUCCGACAUGACGCACUUUACAGCCGAUUUAAUGAGUACUGUAUCUGCAUAUUUUGGUCGUCUUUAGGGAUGUAUUUCUUUUUUUAAUUCUUUUUCUUAAACGUCCGGAGAUUUGAGUGAUAAAAUUCAUUGGAGUAAAACUGUUUGAAGAUCGCUGGCCGACUACUUCUCCUGGACCGACUUAGAAGCUAAACUCAUUCGGUAAAGGAAUCGCCAAAGGUGGAGGAGACUGGUUCGUGGAGAAAUGUUAAAAUGGCAAAAAUGAAAACAGAAUGUAACUACAUGUAGUGGAAGGAAAUUACCGUGUUAUUGGCAUCAUCGGUUAUUUUGAGCCGACAAUUACAAAUUGUUCCCGGGAUUCUUGGAAUCAGUGGCAUUGGUACAGGUCGCUACGGAAACAUACUGCUGUAAUAAAUGGGAGGUUAGUGUCAAACAGCAUAUCCAGAGGAUUUCGGUAACAUGGAUGGUAAAACCAACUACAAGACAAUCGUUGUGCUGGUAUUCUGUCUGAGUUGUAUGUUCAACCUGCUGGCUUACCUGACGUACGACGCAAGUAGGGAACGAACACUGCAGGAUCACAGCAGAUUCCUACUCUCCUCCGGCGGCGGAGGAGGAGGCAAUAUACAGGCAUCGUCACUAAGUGAAAAUCGACUUACGAAUUCUUUUGCACCUCUUGCCGCUGCGCCAGAAGGAACGGUCAGAAUUAGUGUCCAACAGUUCUUAAAAGCAAGGUUAAAAUCUCCAGAGGUUUUGUCGAGAAAACUUCAAGAAGAAGAUAAUUCAAAUGUUGAUCAAGAUAAUCAGAAUGCAACUGUAGGUAACGUUACCAAUCCCCAUAAUUAUACAUACGUAAUUAACCAGCCUGACAUCUGCAGGGGAGAUAAUCCACUCGAUUUAAUCAUCGUGGUUUGUACGAGUGUGGCAGGGUUUUCCAAAAGACAAACCAUUCGGGAAACAUGGGGAUUAUUUGUAAAAGAGCAAAAAAAUGUGAAAAUUAUAUUUUUUCUUGGAGUGCAAGACGAGGAAAAUAUUCAGAAGAAAGUCCUUGAAGAAAGUGAGAUUCAUCAUGACAUCGUGCAGGAAGACUUUCGCGAUUCGUAUCGAAACUUGUCAAUUAAAUCAGUUGGUGCACUUAAGUGGAUGACAGAUUAUUGUCACAUAGCCAAAUUUGGACUGAAAAUCGAUGAUGAUAUUUUUGUGAAUAUUCCAAAUCUCAUGGAGACAUUGUCAAAAGUGACUCACCCUCGGAUUAUAAUUGGACAUCUAUUCGUUGGCGCUCGUCCAAUACAGAAUAGGAACUCUAAGUGGCAUACAGCGAAGGAGGAUUUCCCGCGGGACGUGUAUCCUCCGUAUGUGUCCGGGACCUGCUACAUCGUGUCUAUACAAGCAGCAACAGAUAUCUACCAUGUUUCUUUAUAUACCAAAUUAUUUUGGUUGGAAGACAUUUAUAUUACAGGAAUUUGUGCAGAAAAGGCAAAAAUUAAACUGGUUCACGAAGGAGAGAUAUCGUUUAUGACACGUGAAGCCAGUGGUUGUGCUUUUGAACAUGCAAUAACGGGACAUAAAGUGAGCUCAACAGACAUGUACAAAAUAUACAGGGAAUUACGAGAUCCGAAUCUCAAGUGCAACAACGAUAUAAACCGUGGAUGAUAAAAGUCCAGUUCUGUAUUAAUUAUUUGAUUCUAAACAUUUAUCUUAUUUUAAAAUUGUAUACAUAUCAGGAAAAGUCAUUGAAAUUGUUUCACCACACUUCCCUAAAACAAAAAUGCCGUGUAAAAUUAUAUGAGGAGAGUUAUCACACCUUGAAAUAGCAAUAAAUCGUCAUAUUACAAAAGGGGCGUGGUCACACAAACAAUACACGUGUCAAAUUACAGUAGGGGCGUGGUCACACAAACAAUACACCAGUCUCAUUACAGUAGGGGCGUGAUCUCACAAACAAUACACCUGUCACAUUACAGUAGUGGCGUGGUCAAACAAACAAUACAUGUCACAUUACAGUAGGGGCGUGAUAUCACAAACAAUACACGUGUCACAUUACAGUAGGGGCGUGGUCACACAAACAAUACACCAGUCACAUUACAGUAGGGGCGUGAUCUCACAAACAAAACAUCUGUCACAUUACAGUAGGGGCGUGGUCAAACAAACAAUACGUGUCACAUUACAGUAGGGGCAUAAACACACUUGGUUAUCACAAUACAGUGUCACUUGUAUCACACUUAAUUUACGUUACACUAUAUUGGUAUUACACUGCCAUUGAAUUAUGCUGUAAGUUACGUAUUAUUUGUAUAAAUAUUUUAUUUCACUAUAUUUUUAUUACAUACUGUCUUAAAGAAUUGCUCCUACUAGCAACAUCCGAACAAACACAUGUAUCAUCUCACCGCUGUCGACGUCAUACCAUUAGUCUACGACUACUAUUGAAAAAGCUAAUAGUUCCUUUUGUAUUUGGUUACCAGCAUCCUACCUGUUAUUUGUUUAAUACUAUCAUUUCCAUAUAUUAAGGACUUCUACAUACCAGUGUAAAGGGUCAACACGGCAUUACCCGAUAGCGUUAGAUAUAGCGACGUUUUUUGUUUUUUUUUACUUUAAGGCAUUUAUACAUCAUGCACACCUUUGCUUGGACAGUAUUUCUACAUAUGUAAACAAUUUGAAAUGUGUAGUGCAGAAAAGUGAAGGGUCGUGUGUGCUUUGAUUUGUUAAAGCUAGCAUUCCAUGUUCGGACAUGUUGCAGUGUCUUGGUGAUACAUGUAUGGCAUAAUACAACUAUCUUUGACGUGUAAGUGCUGUUUGUAUAUAAUUUAUGUAAAUGAAAUUACAAUUAAUGACAUUCUAAACAAAUCAAGAUUUCAAAAUAAAAUCCUGUAAUCAAAAUUAAGGUCAAGGUCACAUGUUUUUCGGCGCUUUCCGUAAUCGAUAAAAAAUAUUCUCGUUUACGGAAAUUUCCGACGUUUUCCGACUUACUCACUUCAAGACGCCUGUGCUGUGUUGGAGAUAGCUGCGGAAACCUUAGCUUCUAGGCCCGAUCUUUUUUUUUUAAACAAAUUAAAAAAAGGAUCGGGCCUAGAAACUACGGUUCCCGCAGCUAUGUUGGAGAGGACAAUGGUUUAGAUGAUCGAGACUACUGACUAAAUGGCAUUGGUAACUUUAGGUUUCACUGAGGGACACCAGUGUGUUUUCAGUGGAGCCAGUCGUGAGUUUUUGAUUUUUGUCAAAAGUUACGUCAUCAGUUAAUAAGCUCCACACAAAAUGUAUUAUGGAAAAUUAUAAAUAUUUGUAGCCGAUAAUGUAAAGUAACCAUAUAGUUAAUGUAUCAUUUAUAUUUGUGGCAUGCAAAUGCUAUUGUUCGGUCCCUUCGUAAAAUCUAUUUUUAAUUGUUACAUUAAACCAUACCGAAUCCUGCACACAAACUGCUUUUCCACGCAUCAGGCGCCAUUGGUGAUAUUCUGAUGACUGAUCUGAGAUGUCAAUACUUGUUAAAAAUGUAUGACUUUGGUGUCAGUAUAUCUGUUAAACUGUUAAGUCGAUGAUGUAUCACUGAACGUUGUCGAAUUCGGGAACAUGUUUCCGAAUUCGACAAGGUUGCCGAAUUCUGAGUUUUGCAGAACUGGUAUGCCUGAUUGAAUGAAUGAAAAUAUUCAGACCAAUGAACAAAUAUCUUACCUUUGUUUUAAGCUCAUCUAUGUGAAACCAUUUCCAUACUGAAGUAUAUACUCCGCCCGGCUUUAUCAACACUUUUACUGGCGACAAACCUUUGCUCAAAUUGUAAAGUAUGAUAAGAUGUGGAUCACCAGAACAGAGACGUAUAUAUUAGGAAUUAUCCAUUUUAUCAGUUAAAAUAUUGUCGAAUCGAAACGGUACUGACGGCAAAUAAGUGGUUGUUUUUGGUAACCAUUUCAACAUACCGUAUAACAAUUACAUAACAAAACAAUUGAUAUCAUUUUUGCUUGGAAAUCUUACCAAACAAUAGCAUCAAACGGCAAAAUUGUGUUGAGCUAUCCUUUCAAAAUGGCGCUCUGUCUUGGUGUCAAGCGUGACGUCAAAUAUUACGCUACUAUGUAGCUAUUUCCUGCGAUUUUUGAUGCAGCAAUAUUUUCUGCGUAUUACUUUUUAAAAACCGCAAUAACGAGAGACCAUUUAAUACAAUGUAAUACAAAUAUUUUCAAAUUUAUUAAUUCCCUCUAAAUAUCUCUAAAUGAAUAAGAUAUGUCUUUAGAUAUAAUGAGAUAUACAUGUAUCAUAUUUAGAUUAAAUAGGAAUCUCGGUUGUUUAUAAGUUAGCUCAUCAAUUAAUAUUUUUAGCAUCUGUGUGGAUCAUGUGUGUCAACAAUGUAUAUACUCGUGUAAAUGUUAUUUCAUGCAAAAAUGUUCUUUUUAUGUUUCCUUUGCUGUUUAUGAAAUGAUAAAUUUAUCUGUGAUAAUUGGAGAUUAA
This is a messenger RNA of Mizuhopecten yessoensis (Yesso scallop), 4468 nucleotides long. Its product is annotated as beta-1,3-galactosyltransferase 1-like. The coding region runs from base 503 to 1693 and encodes 396 amino acids. The record is from RefSeq and is a predicted model, not a curated record. Gene Ontology annotation, cellular component: membrane. The transcript is spliced from 3 exons. Lineage: Eukaryota; Metazoa; Mollusca; Bivalvia; Pectinida; Pectinidae. Gene Ontology annotation, molecular function: hexosyltransferase activity.